AUGGAGAAGAAGAGAAAGCUGCCGCCCCGGGCAGCAGCUCGUGUUGAGAGUGCUGCCAAGCGAAGGCAGUCGACGCCUCGAUCAGAAACACCGGCUUCUGUACAACCGCCUGUCGAGGAGCCGGUUCCCUCACAACCACCGCCGACGCCUCCGCCGUCGCUACCCAACUCCGUCCAGCCUGGCAAGCCACUGCCGACCGUGGAGGAUGCGCAAAGCGACGACCUGUCUUCUAAGGAGUAUCAGUCAGUAGGCGAGAGUGGUGUGCUCACGGAAUCGCUAUCUCGGUCACGGCAGAAAUGGACCCACGAAGGACUUUUCGAGAAAUACUGGACAAAACCACACAAGCGUAAAGGUGUGGUCCACGAAGAUCCUAAGAAUCCGCCAAAAGACAGCAUGACCAAGGUCGGGGUGGUCACGAUUACAAUUGAACCGCAUGUUGUGGAGGCAACAAUGUACGUUGUGAAGGAUCCUAAGCCUCGUUUACCGCAGAACCAGCCGCAGCCGCAGCAGCAACCGCUGCCGCCAAACCGACCUAUCAUUCAGUAUGGCCCUCCAAAUGGGACGAUGCCUUCACCCAAACCCGGAGCAGCAUCCCCCGCCCCGGAAUCUGCGGCUGCCAGACCUGUGGCUUCACCAGCGAACCAAAAUGCAGCACCGAUAUCGCCGGCGCCUUCAAACAGUCACGUUCAGGUGCCAGCGAAGCCGACGAACCCUGCUGCUCCCCCGACACCAACAACCAACAAUAACCCAGUACCACCACCAGCAGGGUCUAGCUACCCCCCUAGACCGCAACCUCCGCCUGCAACUCCUGCAAAAACCGCACCGCCAGGACAGCCAACGCCGACUGUUGGCCCAGUCGCAACACCAUCAUACCCCCCUAGGACAUCGACACACACAACCCCUGGCCAGGCAAUGGCUCCGCCAGCUGCAACACCAAUGGCGGCGCCGCGGCCCCCAACCGCUGCACAUCCCGCACCGGUGCCGUCUCCUGGGCUGAAUAAGCCACCAACAGCGCCAGCUCCUGCAGCAAAACCUGCAGCCAAUGACCCCGUGAUUGCUUUGCUGGCGCAAAAAGCUUCAGGGGAUGUUGAACUCCGGGACUUAAUGAAGAGAGUGGCUGUCGGACAGGCAAAGGAAGGGGAGCUUGCCCAUUUCCAGAAGAUCAUUGAUCAGUUGAAUGCUGAAUAUAAAAGAAAUGGUGGCCAGCAGGGACCCUCUGCCGAUCGGUUACUUGUCGAUGGAAGAACCGUCAAAUAUUUUGCAGAGGAAGUACGAGCUAUCCUUGAUAUUGUUCUAGCCUCCAAUCCCUCGCAGAAGUCUGUGGAUUUAAGGCCACCACCUCGCAGUGACCCCCUCGUCGUCUUGCUUGUGAAGGAAGCUUUGGACAUUGACAAGACAAGAGAUAUCAUCAGGAGGAUUGCCGAAGGGCGACCUGGUUACACUGAUUCAACAGACCUGAGGGACAUAUUGGAUAGAUUACAUAAAAGCAUGAAGGUCUUGCCCAAGAUCCCUCCUGCGACGCCACAAGCGAGGCAACCAGCUCCAGCAGCUACUCCAAAUGGCUUGACCCCAAACGGCGGCCAGGCCCGCGGUCUGACCGCCCAUUCAGCAGCACAUCCCAACGCCCAAACCUUGCGGUCCAAAGGGCCCGCGCCUGCUCCAAAGCCAGACAUUUCCGCAGUUUUAUUCGACUUUGGUACGGGAGAUCGGUACCGUUUCCCCAAAUUCAGCAUAUUAGAGUACCUGCCUACCUCACCCGGCCAGCAGGUCAUCGCCUCAUUCCUCAUUGUUCGCAAGGGCAGUAUCUCAGAGUAUGGAAGCGACCCAGAUCUUGACUUCUAUCAACCUAUCACCGUACGACUAUAUGCGAGCACAGGGAGGCAUUUGGAAAACCUAGCCCGCGUGGUGGCUCCCCAGGAGGAGGUUCGGCGGUACAUGGAUGAUGUAAUGGACAACAUGACGCGUGCCGAGUAUGUUUUGCUCGCCAUGCGUCUCCCUCACGCACCUAAGGACGGCGAUAAGGAGCUCAACGGCAACCACAGCAAUGAGGAGUCCAAGACAGCUAGAUCCACCCCGCAGGCUGCGGAUACCGAUCAGGAGCAGUCCGUAGGGUCGGACAAACCCUCGGUGCUGUGGGCUCCCGCGGCCCCCUCAAAGAAGGGUUCGGCCUCGCGGCGCCUUGGCAAGUACCGUGAUCACGAUGAUGAAGCCCAGCUGCAGUAUCAAAAGUUGAUUGGCUCCGUGGCGGCGAAGGAGACUGAGGCUGAGUAG
Messenger RNA from Clonostachys byssicola, 2271 nucleotides. The record is from the annotation of a GenBank genome assembly. Lineage: Eukaryota; Fungi; Ascomycota; Sordariomycetes; Hypocreales; Bionectriaceae.